This is a messenger RNA of Elgaria multicarinata webbii, 4111 nucleotides long. It is a transcript of the gene GOLT1B, whose product is annotated as golgi transport 1B. Gene Ontology annotation, cellular component: endoplasmic reticulum; membrane. Bases 153 to 569 code for a protein of 138 amino acids. Gene Ontology annotation, biological process: endoplasmic reticulum to Golgi vesicle-mediated transport; retrograde transport, endosome to Golgi. NCBI's taxonomy places the organism in Eukaryota, Metazoa, Chordata, Lepidosauria, Squamata, Anguidae. The record is from RefSeq and is a predicted model, not a curated record. The transcript has 5 exons.
CCGGCAGCCGGAGCCGGGGAGCGAAGGGGCUGCGUGUUUCCGGAAGACGUGGCGGCUGCUGCUGCUGCUGCUCCUGAGGCGGCUUCGUUCCUCCUCCUCCUGCCUCCUCAGAGAGCUCGAGCCGCGCGCUCGGCGCUGCCUUCGCCGUCAUCAUGAUUUCCCUCACGGACACUCAGAAAAUUGGAAUGGGACUUACAGGUUUUGGAGUGUUUUUCCUUUUCUUUGGAAUGAUUCUAUUUUUUGACAAAGCACUUUUGGCUAUUGGAAAUGUUUUAUUUGUGGCUGGCCUGGCUUUUGUGAUUGGCUUAGAAAGGACAUUCAGAUUCUUCUUCCAAAAACACAAAAUGAAAGCCUCGGGCUUCUUUCUGGGAGGUGUACUUAUCGUUCUUAUCGGUUGGCCCCUGAUAGGAAUGGUCCUUGAAAUUUAUGGCUUUUUCCUCUUAUUCAGGGGCUUUUUUCCUGUGGUGGUUGGUUUUAUUAGAAGAGUGCCCGUUCUUGGAUAUCUCUUGAAUUUACCUGGUAUAAGCUCACUUGUAGAUAAAGCCGGAGAAAGCAACAACAUGGUAUAAUGACAAGUGUGCCGAAGACUGGUUCUAAACUUAUGUUAUUUAUAAGGUCCUCUUGAAGAAAAGAUCAGCACAAAGAUUCUGUUGUAUACAAAGGCAAAGUUUGUAAUGGUCUUGACGUAAGUUUUUAAUUUACACCAUAGUCUACAAAAUACAUCCUUAGCAAAGAAAAAUGGAGCAAGUGUGCGCCCAAGACAUGCAGCACCAGGAAUUCUGUGAACUAAAUUGAAGAAAAGGUCAUGGGAAAAUCCAUUAUACUAUUCAAGACAUAAAGCUUUUGGAGUAUGAGCUAAAUGCAGCAAGCCCCAACCACCCACCCCUGGGAACUAACAGUGCCUGUAACUUUUACCUCCUCCUUUUGAAGGUGUAGUAGAGCAAACUGGGGUCAAUUUGUAAAGCAGGACCCUUCUCUCUUCCCACCUGCCAAACUUCCUGUUUCGUCCCCUGUCUUGGAAGAAAGUAAAUCUUUCUGUGUGUGUGUGUGGUUUCUUCUGUUUGAAAGCAAGAGACUCCCUUAAGUAUGGUACGCCUGGCGUUUAAGAUGGGUUUUCAUCUUUAACUAUACGCAAGUAGCAGAGGAUUUCACUACACUGUUCUGCUGUAUAAAUCUCUUUGUAAAAUGGCUAAAAUAAACCUUUGUAGGAAAAUGUUUAAAGCCAAAUGUAAAUUCUGAUUAGGUGUGUCUUUACCUUUGGAAUAUGCAAAAAAGACUAUCUUUUUCUUCUUCAUUUCUUUUGGUACUAAACUAGUCUUAAACCAAUCCUGGUUUUAAUAUCUGUUUUGUUUGGCAGGGACUGGAGAAACCAAUUUUACACUCCUUUUUGGCUGGCUCCCUUGAUCCACGUUACACAUAUGCUUUAGAAACAGGAUGUAGCCCUAAUUUUGUGCACAUCAUGUUUAGCUUCUGAAAUUACCUGAUUUGGUUCAAGGUGCUCGAACAGUUUAUGAAAUAUGACCUACUCAGCUCACCAACCCUUUGAAAGGGCACUCCAGUCCUGGAAAUCUUUGCUGCUUUUUCUGCAGGCAACACAAUGUCCCUGCAGCAUGUAACAUGUUUUUACACUGGCAUCGCACCCAGUAUGCCAUACAGAGACAUUUAGUUGAAGCAUCCUAUUCUUAUUCUAGGACAGCAUGUUACAAAUCUAACUUAUUGUGUAAAUAACUUUUUUUCCCCCUAACAAUGAAGUUAAAAAUAUUAAGUCAGUUGUGUCCUGGGAAGUUUUGGGAAAUUGUAUUUUAGUAGUAUUGAUCAAGUGCCACAUCUAAAUACACAUUUUAUUCCUGUGGCUUGAUUUGUUCUUAUCCUGAUGAUUAGAAAGGGUGCCUAUUUUACAAAUGGCAAGUUUCAGUGCCACUUUGAUUAUUCCGAUGAAGCAGCGAGAGAAGAAGUGUAAGUGACUUGAUCAGGGAGAGGAUUCGCACACCCCUUCCCCCCCCCCCCACCAAAGAAGAUGCACAAGUGUUGCGGGAGGAAUUGUAGGUCACUCAUGCUCCCCCUCCCACCACUUCUGGGAAGCAUUCUAGGUGGCUCUUGGGUGCAUAACUGAUCCAAUUGGUCUUCAGCGAAGCUGCAUAUUAAUGCAAGACCAGCCUAUUUGCUUGGCUCUGAAUGCCUAAUAGAAGCCCCCAUCAAAACAGGUAGAAGAACAUUUAUAAUCUGACUUGGAGUGUGUGAGCAUUUUCUGUUUAUGCAAGCUGUUUUCUAAACACUAGUAUAAACCACGUGUGUCUGCUAGUGCCUGACAGAAGGAGCCAUCUAAUAAAUGGUUAUUUAAAUAGCUCUUUUUUUAUUCGAGACAAGCCAAUUUUAAAAGCUUUAAAAAUCAUUUUUGAAUUACUGUUUCUGGUUGCAAAUGUAACCUUUUGCACGAGUUUCCACAUUUCUUUGAUUUCCUCUUGGGGAAAGGAAAAUGCCUCUUAAGGAUCAGAACAGAUUUUUCUUUCCCCAAAAAGGCCUGAAAUUGGUGGUCUUCAGUCCUGAAGCCAUGUGUGUACCUCAUCUUGUCUCUGUGACACACAUUGCUGUCUGUAAGAUGUAAAAAAAUAUGGGGCUUUGGAUACAACCCUAAAACAAAAAGUUUUUUUAAAAAGUAAAUCCUAUUGAAUUGAGUGGGACAUGCUUGUGAAAUGAACCUUUGGCACCCGUGGUGCCUGCUUGCCAAUUCCCACAUGGUGUUUUUAACUACACAGGAGUGCUUUUGUGAAUUGCUCCUAUGUCUGAAACCGAUUAACCCAUGUUACAAGCUCCAAGAGAGAUGCUUAAGGUUUGGAGCAACUGAGAAAUGUCCAUAUCAUUCCUAGAGCUGUAAAGGAUCUCUUCAGAUGAUGCUGUGUCCUUGGGAUUCUACCUAGGAGGAACUCAGGAGCAGACUACAGACUUGCAUGUUCUCUCCCUUGCCACUCACCAUAGGGAAAAGGAGCUGCAUGAUCUUGGGAGGUCUGUCCCUGAUUCUGCAGCAUAUUACCCGGUUAGGGAUAACCUGCAUUCAGGUAAAUGGAGCAUCUCCCUGGUUCCUUAUAUUCUCGUGAUGAGAUGAACCAAGGAGGAAACUGCUCCCAAUCAUUCCUGGGAACAAUGCCAAGGAGAAGCAUCUUCUGAAUGCACCCUGAGACGACUCAUUCUCAUGGCUCUAUCUGGUUUACUUACAUCUGGGAGGGACCUUUGUUGUUAAAUAGUAAAGGUGGUAGCACUGUAGUCCUCUAGAAAGUAAAGCGAAGACAAUUUGCUUCUUAAGUGAUCUGGUUUGGUAGGGAUCCUACUGUUUGUCUGGUGAGAAUCACAUUCAUCUUCAAGCACCUCUGGGUUGUUGUUUUUUUAAAACAAGACAUGGGCAAAGGUGGUGGUUUUUUACGUGAACAUUCAUUACAAAAUGUGAACAUUCAUUACAAUCCUUGUUUCGUCUUGCAACCCUAUGUGAUUAGAGUACUUUUGUGCACAAGAAUUGUUGGGAGACUUUAAAAGAGUGGGUAGUACCUCUCUCUCACUGCCCUUUGAUGAAAUGGAAAGUUACACAAAACCUUGAUUACCUUCAAACUAACAUGCUUUGUUUUCAAAGCAUUCUGAAUGUUUAUCUUAGGGCAGUGAAUUUUCUCAAGGCUUUGACUUAUAAUUGGCAGCAGAGAUAGAAAGGAGAGCAGCAGAGAUAGAAACAAAGCAUAACAUCUGCAAGUUUCAGGGCAAUACACCUUGGCAAAUGCAAAAUGUUGGGUUGUGUUGUUUUUUUGCAGCAUUGGUAUUAUGAUAGAAGAGGUCAGAAGGACUCCUUAGCCUCAAGGCUGCUAUCCUACGCAUACUUACUUGGGAGUGAUUCACACUGAAUUCAUUGAGGCUUACUUCCAAGUCAACAUGCAUAGGAUUGGGCUGCGUGUGUCGGAAUCAUUCGCAACAAAAAAGUACCUUCUGUAACAAAAUAAGAUUCUUCCCAUUUAAAUGUAAUUCUUGAUUUCUGCUUUAAGAAUCACACAAGGAUCUUAUCCUGGAGAGAGAGAAAAAUACUGUAAAUACACUUGUCAUACCUUGAAUAAAUGGGUACUUUUUCUAUUAA